AUGGCAACCCAACCCCUCGAAUACACAAUCGAAGCCACAACCUUCAAAAUCGUGCAAACAAUUCAGCUAAAACCCGCACAAGACACUUUCCUCCCACAAAUACACCUCACCGCCCCACCAACACCCCCAGAAGCCGUAUCCGCCCACCCAAGUCAAAACCCGCACUACCUCUCCGUCCCCCCACCACCACCACCACCACCACCAACCCCAACCCCAACACGCACAGCAAGGGAAACCGCAGGCAGGAGUCUAGAGCGCAAGAAAGGGGUCCGCGGAAAGUUGGGUAGACAGGUGGAAUGCAUCAAGCGCCUUGUAAACCACCGUGUAUUUGGGGAUGUGCAUGUACGGCGGUUUUGUGGCAGGGUUGCGGAUGUUUCGAACGGGAAUUCUUAUUUUUCGCGUAUGUUGGGUCGAGUGCGGCGUCGUGCACGGGAUGGGGUGGCGCGUGGUGCGCGGCGGGAGCACACAGAUACCGCAGAGAAAAGUGUAGACCAGUGCGUAAACGCGUACGAAGGGCCGUAUGAACUCGAUGCAACAGCGACAGCAAUUGUACCCACAUUCGCAGAAAACGAGGAGGUUUACAUGGUGCAGCCGUUUCUCCCUCCGAAGGCGUCUACUCCGCCCCAAGAGCCGGUGCUAGAAAGCGAGGCGCUUGUGUGUGAGCAGGCGCAUACAGCACAUUCAGAAGUCUCCCCAUUACGACCUUUUCCGGCCGAGUCGUCGCCUACAUGUGUGCGGAAAUGCUGCUCUGCGGAAGAUGAGUUGGGUGUAGGCGAUAUAACGACUGGGUCGUUAGUUGGCAGGUCUGGGUCUCGCUCCCCUUCCUUGUCUAGGAGCGUGUUGACCGCUGAGAAUGGAUGGUUUUCUGCUGAGGAUUUGGAUGAUUUUACGGCUGAUCGGCUUGUGGAGGCGUUGAUAGGGAUUGGGGGGUGAGUGGGGGAUGGAUGGGGAGAAGGGUUAAGGGGUUGUUGGUA
Messenger RNA from Dothidotthia symphoricarpi CBS 119687, 974 nucleotides. RefSeq lists its product as uncharacterized. NCBI's taxonomy places the organism in Eukaryota, Fungi, Ascomycota, Dothideomycetes, Pleosporales, Dothidotthiaceae. The transcript is spliced from 3 exons. Bases 1 to 933 code for a protein of 310 amino acids. The record is from RefSeq and is a predicted model, not a curated record.